AUUUUGUUGAUUAGUGCAGUUAGUUCAUUUGUUUGGAUGGUUAUGUCUUUCUUUUGCUGUUCAUCCUUGAAGACAAGGAUGUUCUCAAGGAGUGGGGGAUUGUAAUGAAUGGGAGUUUAGUUGUAAUAGGAAUUAAUUGGGGGAUCACUUUGUAAUUGGGUAGUCAUAUAAAUAGAGGAAGUAAACUGUAAACUGGGCAUCGAAUAUCAAUUACAGAAACCAUUCUUCCUUGUUCUACUUCUUCUUCCUCUCUUCCUCUCCCCUGUUCUUUCUUCCUCCUCCCUAUCAUUCUGCUUCCAAUCUUCCUCUCUUCUUCCCUCAAUCUCACUUUCUUCUUCUCUAAGUCAAUCUCAAUCGCCAGGACAGAUCCAGAAUCAUUACAAAGGUUGUGUGUUUUCCCUCUUCUCUCGAACCCAGAUUGAGAUGGGUCAAAUUCGGCGGUAAACGAAAGUUGUUCUCCAUUUUCUUUCCUGGGUUUUUUUGGGGGAAAAUUUCUUUUUAUGGAUCGAGAUUAAUGGCGGCACCGAGGAGUAUUGCGGUGGUUGAGAGUGGUGGGUUGACUGUGAGUAGCGGAGGCAACAGGAUGGGAAUGAGGGAUGAAGAGAAGGCGAAAGAGGACGAUUCUCCGUCCAGCAAGAAAUCCAAGUUCGAGAGGUUCCCCUUUUCCAGAUGGGAAUUAGCUACUGCUGUUUCCGUUUUCUUCGUCUUCUCUACUGGUUUGUUCUGCAUCUACUGGACCAUGCCUGCGGCUGAGUACGGCAAGCUCAAAAUCCCUCGCACUGUCUCCGAUCUCCGCUUGCUCAAAGAACAUCUUGGAACAUAUGCGAAGGAUCAUCCUGCACAGUUCAUCCUCGGCUACUGUUCGACUUACAUCUUCAUGCAGACCUUCAUGAUUCCAGGAACAAUUUUCAUGUCAUUGCUAGCUGGAGCUCUAUUUGGUGUUAUAAGGGGUCUUUUUUUGGUUGUUUUAAAUGCAACAGCCGGAGCAUCUUCUUGCUUCUUCUUGUCUAAGCUGAUUGGCCGUCCUCUCGUUAGUUGGUUGUGGCCUGAAAAGUUGAGAUUUUUUCAGGGGGAGAUAGCGAAACGUCGGGAAAAGCUACUGAAUUACAUGCUCUUCUUGAGGAUAACACCCACAUUGCCUAACCUAUUCAUCAAUUUGGCAUCUCCUAUCGUUGACAUACCGUUUCAUAUUUUCUUUUUGGCUACUUUGAUUGGUCUCAUUCCAGCAUCCUAUAUUACUGUGAGGGCUGGGCUUGCCCUUGGGGAUCUGAAGUCGGUGAAAGAUCUAUACGAUUUCAAAACAUUAUCCGUGCUCUUCAUCAUCGGCUCCAUCUCCAUCUUUCCUACUCUCUUGAAGAGAAAGCGGAUUUACGAAUAAAGCCAGAGGAAGGGCUUCGACGAAGCACGGAAGCUGAUGGCAAUAUUUAUUAGUGCACCACCAGGAGGUCUUUAUGUGGCAUCUUAAGCAGUUGAUACUUUACGGGUUGAUUACUUCUCUCCCGUUAUGAUGGCACACAGUAUCGGAAAGAUAGUGCAUAGAUAUGCCUUCGAUCACUAUUAAAGUUCCGACAUAUUCAUUUUGAAUGUAAUGUUCAACUCAUAAUCUCCCAUCUGCAGAUUACUAGAUAAGCUUUUGUGAGAUCUCGGAUAGUCAUACUGCACUGACAGAAUGUUGUAUUGGGAAAACCAUGUAACAGCGCAUAGUAAAGUUUAGAAAUCAGUAGGCUUUAGCUUUAAUUAUUGCAAGUUUUGUUGUAUUUGCAUUCUACUUCCCUUGUUCCUGUGAGAAAUUGUCAGU
Messenger RNA from Linum tenue, 1798 nucleotides. NCBI's taxonomy places the organism in Eukaryota, Viridiplantae, Streptophyta, Magnoliopsida, Malpighiales, Linaceae. The record is from the annotation of a GenBank genome assembly.